AUGGACCCCCAAACUGACCUCCCCGAUCUCGUCGAAGACCUCGAAGUAAACAUCGACGAACUCACUACCACGCUCGCACCCCUCCUCAGCACCCAACUCCCCACAACCGCAUCCUCCCUGCCCCUCCUCGAUAAGGCAAAACUCUACGUCCUCGCCGCAUACAGCAUCGAAUCGCUGCUGUACUCAACGCUACAAGCCAGCGGCGUCAAUGCCAAAGAACACCCGAUAUUCAAGGAAUUGGCGCGGCUGAAGGGCUACUUUGGGAAAAUCAAGCAUGUGGAAGAGCGACCUGUUGUACCCAAGUCGAAGCUGGACGUUAGUGCUGCGGCACGGUUUAUCAAGCAUGGUCUGGCGGGUAAUGAGAAGUACGAUCUGGAGCGCGCGGAGCGGAUGGCGAAGGAGCGGGCGAGGGCGCAGUUGAAAGCACGGCAGAUCAACAAGAAGUUCGAUGAGGAGGGAAGGGAAUAUAUUGCGCCGAAGAAGAGGGGCGCUGACGAAGUCGUGGCCGAGGAGGAUGAUGGUGAAAUGUUGACUGGCCUCGAGGACGCGCCGUCCAAGAAGCCCAAACUCGCAGAGGAGGCAGAUAUGGAAGUGGAUGGCGACUCUGCAGCCUCGCAGCCCAGACCCCGGAAAUCCAAGCGCGGGAAGAAGAAGAGCAAGUCCACGGAGACGUCUGAUGCAGAUAUCGAGUCGCAAGAACCAUCGCAGGAAGCCGCAGAAGCUCAAGACGAUGAGGCCGAGCCAGCGUCCACCCGCCCGAAGAGAAAACAGCGCGGCAAGAAGAACAAGGCGAGCGCAGACGAAGCUGAGCAAGAAACUGCCACACCAACGCGAACAACGCGGAGUAAAAAGGCCGGUGCGAAUACGGGUGGUGAAGAGGCAGAGGCGCCAAAGAAGCGCGGACGGCCGAGGAAGUCGAAGUGA
This is a messenger RNA of Parastagonospora nodorum SN15, 924 nucleotides long. RefSeq lists its product as hypothetical. Gene Ontology annotation, molecular function: RNA binding; DNA binding. Gene Ontology annotation, biological process: regulation of gene expression; maturation of 5.8S rRNA. NCBI's taxonomy places the organism in Eukaryota, Fungi, Ascomycota, Dothideomycetes, Pleosporales, Phaeosphaeriaceae. Bases 1 to 924 code for a protein of 307 amino acids. The record is from RefSeq and is a predicted model, not a curated record. Gene Ontology annotation, cellular component: nucleolus; exosome (RNase complex). The transcript has a single exon.